ACUUAGUCGUGAAGUUGUUAUAUUCCAGUCUCCGUGUCUUUCCUCCCUUUCAUAAGUCUCCAUUGUCAUCGCUUCACUUCAACAGUCAUUAGGGUUUGAAAGGGAAUACACACUUCAAUUCACGCUCUCGCCCCAUCACUCUCCGUAAUCAUGCUAACCGGACUUGCCAGAGGCGCGUCUAUGGUCGCAGCCGAGGUCGGAGUUCUCAGACGCCGUUUUCAAAGAACUCUGCCCCUUCAAUCGCCGGAACACUCCUCUACUUCAUUUUCUGCUCUCACUUCCUCCUACUCGCCCCUCUCUGCCAACCCUAUGGUCGCCGAGGACAACGACCUAGUCAUGGAGGCCGGAGAGCCACUCCCUAGACUCGUAUUUGGAGGCGUUCCUAGUUUUGAAGAAGCUAAGGAAGCCACCGCUGAGUUGAAGGAGGUCUUGGAUGCGAUGUGUCUGUCGUCGCCUAAAUACUUUGAAUCAGAUACCUCAUUGAUGCCGGGAAUUUCUCUGUCUCUGAACAAUGAGACGGUGGAUAACGGAUUUGGUGUGAUCAUGGAGAACGAUGCAAGUAAUCCAGGGCGUGAACAUGUUCGCGAAGCAUUCCGUUUGCUUUGCUGUAGCUCUAAAAUCCAGAACAUUGUUUCAGCCGUCGCCUGUGACCAAAAUGUAUUCAACGCUGUGCUUGAGAAUUCUGAUGUCAAGGAACUCAUCCAGACAUACAAAACCAGUUCUGAUAAGGAGGAUGAAGGAGAUGUUACCCAAGAGGGGGAAUCAGGAGCACGCGUGGUUAAAAAGCUGAGGAAUAUGAAAGAUUUCGUAGUUAAAAUGGUGAGUAAUAUACCAAGUCAUCUUCCAGGCUUCUUGCAUGGAUCUGCAGCUAUGGAGAUUGCUUAUGGAUCUUCAUCUAUGGAGAGUGCUUAUGGAUCAGAUCAUAAAGAAAGCAUAACCAUGAAGGCUCGCAAAUUUGGUUUCGGCUGUGUGGAAAAGCUCAGAAACCUGAAAAAUUCAGCUGUUGAAGUGGCUACUAAAAUACCAAAUUAUCUUCCAAACUGGUAUGGAUCUUCAGCUGCAGGGGGUGGUUCUGGAUCAGAUCAUGAAGGAAACGCCCAAAGUUCUACCCCUGAAAUGGGUUUAGGAACGUCUCUUACGGGGUUGGCAAUCAUGGUUAUUAUGAUUGUAGUGUUCAAGCGAAUUUAGACUCUGUCUCAACACAUUGUGCUGGAGGCAGAGUUGGGCAGGAAUGUAAUUGAUAGUAUAAGGGAGGGAGGUACUUUAUCUUAGCAAAUCUGUUGAACUUUUUAAAGUGAUUCUCUGUGUUUGUUUGCAUAGAGAGUAUAUGUAUGUUACUAUGAAUAAUGGGAUUGCUGUUAUGGAGUUUAUGAAA
Molecule: messenger RNA, 1375 nt
Organism: Cucurbita moschata (crookneck pumpkin)
Lineage: Eukaryota; Viridiplantae; Streptophyta; Magnoliopsida; Cucurbitales; Cucurbitaceae
Exons: 4
Coding region: 151-1188 (345 amino acids)
Source: RefSeq, a predicted model, not a curated record